Messenger RNA from Echinococcus granulosus, 2958 nucleotides. RefSeq names its product Potassium voltage-gated channel protein eag. Gene Ontology annotation, cellular component: membrane. Gene Ontology annotation, molecular function: voltage-gated potassium channel activity. The record is from RefSeq and is a predicted model, not a curated record. The transcript has 7 exons. Lineage: Eukaryota; Metazoa; Platyhelminthes; Cestoda; Cyclophyllidea; Taeniidae. Bases 1 to 2958 code for a protein of 985 amino acids. Gene Ontology annotation, biological process: regulation of membrane potential; potassium ion transmembrane transport.
AUGCUGCAGCAGGUGGCCACCGCGACAUCAACACCGCAACCAAACGCAGUAACCACACCGGAUUGGAACCUGCUGACCCCUGAAGUGGCAGACAACCGACAUGGCCGUGCUUGCACCCCUUCCUCCGCUCGCACGCCCUCGUCACAUUCUGGCGAUGAACACGGCAUCCUUUCCCCUACGCCCAAGGCUCAGGCCGAUCUUGAAAAGGGCACUGCGACCUUUGCGUCAUGGAUGGACGUGGUUCCACCCUACAAGCAGGAGGCGCCAAAGACCCCACCCCACGUGAUCCUGCACUACGUGGCCUUCAAGACCGCCUGGGAUUGGAUGAUCCUCUUUCUCACUGGCUACACUGCUGUAAUGGUCCCAUUUAACGCGGCCUUUCGCAGCAAAACCAUCGAUGAUGUCAUCUUCCUCGUCAUUGACAGCAUCGUCGACGUCAUCUUCUUCAUCGAUAUUGUACUGAACUUCCAUACGACAUUCGUAGGACCUCAGGGGGAGGUGAUUUCCGACGCCACUGUUAUUCGCAUCAACUACCUCAAGGGUUGGUUCAUUGUCGAUCUCCUCUCCUGUCUCCCCUACGAUGUCUUCAAUGCCUUUCAGCCGGAAGCAACUCAGAGCACCAUAAGCUCUCUGUUUAGUGCAUUGAAAGUGGUUCGUCUGCUGCGAAUCGGCCGAGUGACGCGAAAAUUGGACCAGUACCUCGAGUACAUGGCGGCCAGUCUUUUCCUCAUGAUAUUCGGCUUCGUACUCCUGGCUCACUGGCUUGCCUGCAUUUGGUACAGUAUCGGCAUGUCCGAUCUGGAGAACUUCAUUCACUACGGCUGGAUCCCCCGUCUCUCCAGUGAUAUUGGCCUUACUAGUAAAAAUUACAGUCUUUUCGACGCCAAGGGAAUGUACGCAGCUCGCUCAAGGUACCACGACAUGAUGGGAUCGGUGAAGGACUUCGUGAAGACACACAAUGUACCCCAGGACCUAGCAGAACGGGUCAUCGACUACGUCACGUCCACAUGGGCCAUCACAAAAGGCAUCGACACUGCUAAGGUGCUCAACUACUGCCCAAAGGACAUGAAGGCGGAUUUAUGCAUUCACCUGAACCGGAUGGUCUUCAAUGAACACCCAGCCUUUCGUCUCGCCUCGGACGGAUGUCUGCGAUCAUUGGCAGUCAAUUUCAACACCCUUCACACCGCUCCCGGUGAUUUAAUUUUCCACCAGGGCGAAAGCAUCGACCAACUCUGCUUCGUUGUCACAGGAUCUCUGGAGGUCAUUCAGGAUGACGAAAUCGUUGCUAUUCUCGGUCGGGGAGAUGUCUUUGGAGAGCCGUUUUGGAAGGAUCCCAAUAGAAUGAGUCACUCCUCGGCCACGGUUCGCGCCCUUACUUACUGCGAUCUGCAUUACAUUAAAAAGGACCGCCUUCUGCAUGUUCUUGACUUCUACACGGCUUUUGCGAACAGCUUCGCCCGAAACCUAGUCCUUUCGUAUGAUCUGAAGACACGAUUGAUAUUUCGGAAACUGGAGGAUGUCCGGAGGGAGCGUGAACUGGCAGAGCACAGGACCAAUGAGAACUAUCUCUCCGAACUGACAGCAGACCAUCCUGUGAGGCGGAUGAUCCACCGUUUCCGCAAAAUCGGCACUGCCAACGCGAAUGCGGCGGCAGUGGCGGCUGCUACCUCCACUGUUGGAGGCAGCAGAUGUAGCGGAGAAGGAGGCGAUGGGAGUGGAGGAAGUGAAGAACGCUCUAGCCUCGUUCCCGGUGUUGUGGUUGCUCCACAAAGGAGAAAAUCCAUGGGAGGCCUCGAAUCCGCCGAUUCGGCACCCGAACCCACUCCCGCUAAUCCCACCAGUGUGUGGGCUCGUCUGAGGACUGGUGGUAGCGCAGCAAGCAAUGGAGGAGACGGUGGUGGUGGAGUAGGUGAGAAAAGUAAGGCGUCUGGUGAAACCCAGUCGGAGAAUCUAACUCACGUCAAUCCACCAACGGUGACGAAUAAACCAUCGUUGUCAACUACAGGUCUGAAAAUGAAGCGCACCCUUCAGUCACAAACCAUUGUUGAGGAAGAUGAAUCUGCUUCAGGGAAGGCAACUAAAGCUGAGGCAUUUUCUCCUUUGUUUGAAAAGGAAAUGCAAUCCGUGCUGGACGCAAUCAGCUCAUUGCGGUCGUCGGUGAUUGACGAAAUAACGGCGGUGAAUAGGCGGAUAGAUAUGAUUGAUGACCAUUUAUUGAAGCUCUACGAGGCCAUUGGAAAGGUAGUAGAGAACCAGAAGAUACGAAAUCGUCAGCCUAGUGAGUCAGACGGAACUGAGUCAGUUUCCAGCAUCCUCCGACUCUUUCGCAAAGGUAGUCCUCCUACUAAGGAGCGCGUAUUGCGAAAAACGUACCCCAACUUCGUUGAAAUGCAGCACCUUCCUUCUUCCCAUAGUAGGCGCUCGGCUGUAGCAUUAGGAAUUUCAAAGAAGGGUAGAGGAGUCAAGUCCUCGAAAGUUGGCCCCACGGCGACUGAGACAGAACUGAUUCAGACACAAGUGGACAACCCUUUGGUAUUUUAUGACAGAUGUGCUGACGAUAGGACCUUGGAGUAUCUUCCAACUUCGAAAACCAACCAUUCCGCACUUCGAUCCCCCUCGUAUAAGGGAGGUCUUUUCACCAGUCGAUCGCCAGUCCCAUCCAGAGGUUACGAAAUGCUCCUUGGCUCAGGAGACGGUCUCUCCUCACUUAGCACGCUAGGCGGUGACGACCAAGAAGAGGAGAUGCCUUUUCAGACGCGGGCACAGUCAACACCCGCCCCCUUACAACCACAACCGCUUCUGUCACAGCCACCGCCAUUGCGGCGUUCCAACGGUAGCAAAUCUCUCCACACACAAGAGUCUUCUUCGCGGAACAGUGACUCCAAACGUGAUACUGUGGUUCGCAGCUCUUCAAGCAAGGCUACCGGUACGGAGUAUGGGAAGAUAUCUCUGCUUUAA